AUGCGGCUCCUUCGUGCCUUCGUUUUGGCUUUGACCGCCUCUACGCCGUAUGUUUUCAGUCAAGAACUGAAUACUGAGGCACCAAAAGCGAAACAUAAUUACCAGAGCGACGUCGCCCGCCUUCGUAAAAUUGUCAUCAACAGUUUGUACUCGCACAAGGAUAUCUUUAUUCGGGAACUGAUCUCCAACGCAAACGACGCGAUCGAGAAACUCCGGCUCACAUCACUCAAGGACAAGUCGAUAUGGGAUGGCUCGAACCCAUUGAACAUCACCCUCAAGCUUGUAAAACCAGAAGGCGACCAGCCUGGCCGUAUCAUCAUCUCGGACACUGGUAUUGGCAUGACCCCAGAGGAGUUGACAACCAACUUGGGUACGCUCGCAAAGUCUGGCACGUCUGACUUCCUUGCUCGCGCGGAGAACAGCGACGCGACUGGCACAGGGAAUCUCAUCGGUGCCUUCGGUCUCGGUUUCUACAGUAGUUUCCUGGUCGCGGAUCGAGUCUACGUCGCAUCCCUCCCUCCAGCCACAGCGCAAAACCCGAACCCCGUCCAACACGUCUUCAGCUCAUCUGCAGACGACAGCUCGUUCGAAAUCUACCCCGACCCACGUGGCAACACACUCGGAAGAGGCACUGAAAUUACUCUCGUUUUGAAGAACGAAGAUUUGGAAUACUUGGAUGCAGAUAGGCUGACUGACCUGAUUAACAAGCACUCUUCGUACUCGUCUGCAUUCCCCAUCUAUCUCUUCACUCAACGCACGGAAGAAGUUCCCGACGAGGAUGCCGUCCAGGACCUCCCACCCGCUGACGCAGCUGAAUCGACUCCAGCGGCAGAAGAGACCCCCGAGUCCAAGGAUGAGGACGAGGCCACCAUCGAGGAAGUCGCGGAAGAAAAGGCAGAAGAGAAAGCUCCGCCCAAGAUGAAGACUGUUGUAGUCGAUGAGUGGAAGCACUUGAAUGAGCAGCCACCCAUUUGGAUGCGUGAUCCCAAGGAUGUCAAAGAAGAGGAUUAUACCAACUUCUACAAGGCUUUCUUCAAGGAAGUUGAGAGCCCCUUGGCAUGGCACCACUUCUCUGGAGAUUCCGGAUCCGGUGUCUCCUUCCGUGCCAUUGUAUUUGUUCCUGGUUCCCUUGACGAGCAAUACUGGCAACAACCUUUGGCCAGCAAAUCCAAAGAUAUCAAACUCAUGGUCAAGCGCGUCUUCAUCACGUCCGACCUCGGCGAUGAAGGUUUACCCAAGUGGGCGAGCUGGGUUCGAGUCGUCGUUGAUGCGGAGGACCUCCCGUUGAAUGUCUCCCGCGAAACUCUUCAAUCCACGCGCUUCUUGAAGCAGGUCAAGCAAGUCAUCAUCAAGCACCUCAUCGGCAUCUUCAACAGACUGGCAGACGAAGAGCCUGCCAAGUUCGAGAGAUUCCAAAAGAAUUAUGGAUCUGUGUUGAAGUUGGGCGCUGUCGAGGAUACGAAGAACAGAGAGAAACUCGCUGCUCUCACUCGCUUCCACACCAACCACAAAGACAGCCUGUCGCUUGACCAGUACUUGGAGAACAAGAAGCAAGGCCAGAAGCAGAUCUUCUACCUCGCUGAGAUGGGCAGAGAAUUCGACGACCUCAAGAAGAGCGUUUUCAUCGAGAAACUUGAUGCUCGUGGAUACGAAGUCCUCCUUCUCAACGAGCCUCUGGAUGAGAUCUUGGUGCAGAACAUCCGUCAAUGGAAGCGAGUUCCCUUCCAGGAUGUCGCCAAAGCUGGCCUGAAAUUCGGUGACGAAGAGUCGCAGAAGGAUGAAAAAGCUGAGAUGGAGGCUGCGAAAGAGAAGUUCAAGCCGCUCCUGGAUUACUUGAAGAAAGAGGCUGGUGACAAGGUUCGGGAGGUUGUUAUCUCCAACAGACUUGUAACGAGUCCAUGCGCUAUUGUGGCUGAUCAACACGGUUACACCGCUAAUGUCGAACGCAUGAUGAGCGCUCAGAACGGCAAGAAGGAGACGGACAAAUUCAUGCUCCACGAGUACGCCAAGAAGCAGAAACUCCUGGAAAUCAACCCACGUUCACCACUGAUCGAGGGUCUCCUCCGUCGUGUCGAGCAGCUGCCCUCCGAAGAGGAGGAAAGGGACCUUGAAGCCGAGGACGAGCUCAAGGAGGUUACGUCUAUCCUUGUCGACGGCGCCCUCGUCCGAUCUGGCUUCGAGGUCCCCGACUCCAACUCAUUCUUCUCGCGUGUCGACCGAGUUCUGCGACGCUCCUUGGGCGUUUCGGAGACCGCCCCCACCGAUACGACAGUCAACCCCGCCCCACCCGUGGAUCCUGAGCUCCCUACUGAGGAAGAGAUGGCGCCCCCUCCAUUCAUUCCAGAGGACCCUGAGGAAGAUGACGGAAAGGCGAAGAUCAUCUUACCAGAUCACCUCAAAGACAAGGUCUCGAUUGAAAUGGAGGAAAUCGAUGAGGACGGAAACCCAGUUCCUCAACAUGAUGAACUAUAA
Molecule: messenger RNA, 2472 nt
Organism: Pleurotus ostreatus (oyster mushroom)
Lineage: Eukaryota; Fungi; Basidiomycota; Agaricomycetes; Agaricales; Pleurotaceae
Exons: 15
Coding region: 1-2472 (823 amino acids)
Biological process (GO): protein folding
Molecular function (GO): ATP binding; ATP hydrolysis activity; ATP-dependent protein folding chaperone
Source: RefSeq, a predicted model, not a curated record